GCCAAGUCUGGAUGUGGUCUUCAUCCUUUUCUCCUUGGCUAAAUUCGUCAGGUUUUGGGAGUUUCUCUUUCAUAUGCAGGGUGAACCCUUGCUAAUGGCCUAUUUGUGCUCUCGGUAUUUGUUCCUGUGUUGAAAAACUUAAAAGCAGGCAGGGGAAGCAAGGGAGAGAGGAUAAAACGAACUUUUCCCAUUGAGUAAAAGAAAGCAUACUUGGAACAGAUUAUAUCUGCCAGAAUUAACAAGAGCUUGAGUUAAGAAGAAGUUUGUUAUAUUCAACGAAUUGAAGCUUGACACCUUAAGAGUUACAAUUGCUAACCAGAAAUAUGGACAGACUUCUUAGACUUGGAGGAGGUAUGCCGGGACUGGGACAGGGUCCACCUACAGAUGCUCCUGCAGUGGACACAGCAGAACAAGUCUAUAUCUCCUCUCUGGCACUGUUAAAAAUGUUAAAACAUGGCCGUGCUGGAGUUCCAAUGGAAGUCAUGGGUCUGAUGCUUGGAGAAUUUGUUGAUGACUACACCGUCAGGGUGAUUGAUGUGUUUGCCAUGCCACAGUCAGGAACAGGUGUCAGUGUAGAGGCAGUUGAUCCAGUGUUCCAAGCCAAAAUGUUGGAUAUGUUGAAGCAGACAGGAAGGCCUGAGAUGGUUGUUGGUUGGUAUCACAGUCACCCUGGCUUUGGUUGUUGGCUUUCUGGUGUGGAUAUCAACACUCAGCAGAGCUUUGAAGCCUUGUCGGAGAGAGCUGUGGCAGUGGUUGUGGAUCCUAUUCAGAGUGUAAAAGGAAAGGUUGUUAUUGAUGCCUUCAGAUUGAUCAAUGCUAAUAUGAUGGUCCUAGGACAUGAACCAAGACAAACAACUUCAAAUCUGGGUCACUUAAACAAGCCGUCUAUCCAGGCAUUAAUUCAUGGACUAAACAGACAUUAUUACUCCAUUACUAUUAACUAUCGGAAAAAUGAACUGGAACAGAAGAUGUUGUUAAAUUUGCAUAAGAAGAGUUGGAUGGAAGGUUUGACACUUCAGGACUACAGUGAACAUUGCAAACACAAUGAAUCAGUGGUAAAAGAGAUGUUGGAAUUAGCCAAGAAUUACAAUAAGGCUGUAGAAGAAGAAGAUAAGAUGACACCUGAACAGCUGGCAAUAAAGAAUGUUGGCAAGCAGGACCCCAAACGUCAUUUGGAGGAACAUGUGGAUGUACUCAUGACUUCAAAUAUUGUCCAGUGUUUAGCAGCUAUGUUGGAUACUGUCGUAUUUAAAUAAACACAAAAAGCUAUUUGUGAUAUUUCAGUGUAUAUUCCUCUGUUGUUCCUAAUGCUCAAAAUCAAGGGACCUCUGAAGAUGUAUUUGGUAAAAUAUAAGACAUCUGGCAUCAUUUGCAGCACUGUAACACCUUCAGUCUCAGUUGUGCAAUUCUGUUUUUUUAGUCAGGGUCUUUGCAGAUUCCAAAGUGUAAGAAUACAUCAGAGUGGACAAAUUUUGUUGGGAUCUUGCUUAAUAUUUGAAAAAAUCAGCACAAAUAUAUUUUGAUUGUUGCUUACAAAAUAAAAUACAUUUACAAUCUGUG
Tupaia belangeri chinensis (Chinese tree shrew) is the source of this 1560-nucleotide messenger RNA. RefSeq names its product proteasome 26S subunit, non-ATPase 14 (gene PSMD14). The coding region runs from base 324 to 1256 and encodes 310 amino acids. The transcript has 12 exons. Lineage: Eukaryota; Metazoa; Chordata; Mammalia; Scandentia; Tupaiidae. The record is from RefSeq and is a predicted model, not a curated record. Gene Ontology annotation, molecular function: metallopeptidase activity; protein binding.